AUGCGACUAUUCACCGUAUCUGUUUACACUGCAGCAUUUGGUGCAUUUGAUGCUGAAUCCAUGCCAGAUGGCAUUCAAGUCCAGCAUGACAUUCAUUCAGGUAUGAUGCUUAGCUUCACAAACAGAGUCAAUCUACUUGCAUUUGCCGAUAUGGCUGCAAACACAUAUUCAAAAAGUAGUCUAAGCAACGAGCUGGCUGUAUUUGGGUACGGCGAUAGUAGGUUACGUGCAAAAGCAUUUGCGCAUGGCACUAGUGUGGUUGUGGCAUUCAAAGGAACAAGCCCUGCAUUCAUGGGAAUAGAAACAGGACGAACAUCAAAAGCAGACAAAUUUAUUGACAAGGUUUUAUACUCAAUAUGUAACACGCAUGAAUGCGAGCUGCAGAAGCGCAAGGACCUCAACAGAACGGGAUAUCUUGCAGAUGCACUUCAAAUAGUACAAUCUGUUGCGAAUAUGUAUCCUGGUAAGAGCUUGGUUCUUACUGGGCACUCAAUGGGUGGUACCAUUGCAUCUCUUACUGCAACCAUACUUAACCUCCCUGCAAUAGUAUUUUCAUCACCCGGUGAUGCAUACAUAGCAAGGAUUCUUGGAGCUGGCAUGCCGAAGAAUGUGCAUCGGAGCAUCAUACAUGUUGGAAUGUGCAAUGAUGCCGUGUUUAAAGGCGAAUGCAGCAAAGCAUAUGGCCCAUGCGGAGUGUUUGGAUACAGCAUCCAGACAAAGUGCCAUGUCGGCACUGCAUUCUGCAUAAGCAGUGAUGGAUGGAGCAGUGUACUGUAUCAUCCAAUCGGUGUUAUCAAAAGCAAGCUUGCAUCCUUUGAUGACAUUGUGCUGGCCAACAUUCACGAAGGAGGCUGCCAUGCCGAAUAG
Molecule: messenger RNA, 867 nt
Organism: Ordospora pajunii
Lineage: Eukaryota; Fungi; Microsporidia; Ordosporidae
Exons: 1
Coding region: 1-867 (288 amino acids)
Biological process (GO): piecemeal microautophagy of the nucleus; multivesicular body membrane disassembly; neutral lipid catabolic process
Cellular component (GO): membrane
Molecular function (GO): glycerophospholipase activity
Source: RefSeq, a predicted model, not a curated record